Pocillopora meandrina is the source of this 17187-nucleotide messenger RNA. The record is from the annotation of a GenBank genome assembly. NCBI's taxonomy places the organism in Eukaryota, Metazoa, Cnidaria, Anthozoa, Scleractinia, Pocilloporidae.
CGCCCCAUCGGCAACAGGUUCGAUUUGACACUGGCCCAGCUUUGGUGCCAAAAAUAGUCAUUCAUGCAUUGUUUAGGAUCACGGUUGGGAUUGAAAACUCUUGAAAGAAGCUGUAUGCAACUGUUUUGUAUUUCUAGCCGUGGCCUUUCAGGUAAAGGAUCACAAGAUCGAUUUUGUUUUUCUUUCGGUGGCUGGGGGGGGGACUUUCUGAAAAUUUUGCCAAGUUUUUGUAGCACAUUGACCACCUGCUCCCUUUUUCUGCUUACUACGAACACUCGAAUGGAAAAUGGAAAAACGGCUUAUUCUUGCAGGGAUAUUUAGUGAAUCUAAAUCAGGAAAAUCUAUGCAUUUCACAAUAAGUGAAGAAUUAUGUGGUGUUAAUUUUUUAUUACUGAUGGUUGAUUAGCCUGCAAUGGUCAAGAAACUGUAACGAAUUUUCCACUUGAAUAUUUUGUUUGCCCCUGAUUAAGAUGGGUCACUGAACUCAUUAAAUUUCAGCACUUGGGUCCAUUUUAGUAGAAGUGUUUCUGGAAAUAGAAGAUAUGAUACAAAGUUAGAUUAUUUUAGUGCACAAAGCCAAGACCUCAUAGUCUUUUAGACACUCUUCCAUUUGAUGAUUUAUAGAGUUGUCCCUGAUUUUGAUUACAUCUCGAGUUACUAAUAUAUAGAUGAUAUAUUAUGGCUGUGCUUUGAUACAAAUUUUAUUUGUGAUUGUUGAUAAUAUCUCUCAGGAGUGCCAGUGCAGUGAAGGAGUUAGCGAUGUUAAUUAACUCAAUAAGAUAACUUCACAUCAAAAUGUGUUAACCCUUUCACUCCCAUGAGUGACCAAGACAGAAUUUCUCCUUACAAUAUCAAUACAAUAUCAUACAGACAAGUGAUGAGAAUAAAACAAAAUAUCAAUCAGGAGAUUAUAAGUUGAUCCAAUAUCAAAUUCUCCAAACUAACAUCACAAAAACUGUGUGGCAGACAGUAACAAGAAUUACUAAUGAGAACUUGGGAGUUAAGGGGUUAAGAACAAAAAAGGUGACACACAAGGUGCAGCCAAGUGUGUCACUGAUGCACUGCGACCACAUUUUGAUGUCAUUUGUGAUCUAUUACAAAACAGACUCAGGGCAAUAUAAAACUUCUUUGUUUUAUACAAUAAAGAAGCAAAAAACUGAAUGGUGAUGUCAUCUUUGUCUGUCCACCUAAAGAUAUUAAGAAAGAACCAACCAAAAUUCAUGCAUAAUAUUCAGCUUAUUACAUAUUUUCUUUGUGUUUUUAGCUUCAUCAGUGUUCAAAAACAUGGAAAAGACUUUUCAGCUUCAAAAUAAACUUCCAAGCUUACCUGUUCCUCCACUAGAACAGACUUGUAAAAAAUAUUUGGCAUCAGGUAUAGUAAUUGAAAAUAACACAUACUUUUUUUUGUUUACAGGUAUGUAUUUAAAGGUUCAGUUUUAUCUUUGAUUUGAAUAUAAUUUCCUUUGCCUUUUUUAGCAUAUUAGAGAAUUAUAAUGAGUUUGCAAGAAAGGAAAAAUGAAAUUUAGAUUUAGGAGUAAAUUGAACCACAGCAUGAAGAUGCUCAGAGAUGCAUUCUGUAAAUUUGAAAACUGGAGAUGUUUGGUUUAGGUUCAGUUCCCCUCUCAAACUUAUGAAUCAACACUUUAUUUCAAGCUAUCCUCAAACACUAAAAGUUAUUAAAAUUCAUGCAUUGCAAAAAAAAAAAAAAAGAAAAUGAAAACUCAGCCGUCUUUUCAGUUGAAACCAAGUGAUUUUACUGAUUACUUUGAUUUGUCCUUAAAGUCCUAAGGUUUUAUCAGUAUUUCUCCCUACUGACUGCAAUACAGUUUGUUGUAAAUUAAACAGGAGAAUUUAUUGUUGUAUCAAAAUAACAUUCCAUAGCUGAUAAGCUUGUGUCUUCUCAUAACCUGUUUGUGAGUUGAUCUAUUGGAAUCACAAGGAGAAUUUACUAGUUAAUCAGAUCUGGUGGUUAUCAGUUCUACAUCAAUGUACUCUUUUCUUUGAAAACCCACUGAUUAAUGCCUGACAAAUGUUUGAAUUUUUUUUUUAUAUUUCUCACCUGCUUUCCUAUGCUGUUUCCCAUAACUGUCCCUCUCCUCCCUCUGCCCAUUUUUUGGGGAUCUCGCCCCUGUGUAUCCUACCAUUAACAGUUAGCUCUUAAAAAAUUCAACUUUGAUUUUCAUAUCUAUUCAUGACAGUAAAGCCUCACUUGACAUCAGAAGAGUAUCUUCAGACUCAGUUUUUGGUGAAUGAAUUUGCCAGUGGAGUUGGAAAAGAACUUCAAAGCAAGCUUGAGACAAGAGCAAGCAACAUGUGUAAUUGGGUAAGUGAAUCUUGUGAUUACUUUGUCAGCCAGUUUUGCUAUAUCAAAGAAACGAGUGAAUUAAAAAAAUAGUGAAAGUGUAUUAGUGUCCAAGACUACUGUGAACAAUCCUGAUAUUUUGAAAAUUGGACAGCUCCAUUUAACAUUAACACCAGUGUCUAUAUUCUUAAUACUCUUCCCUUUGCAUUUUGUUUGUACUGACAAGGAGAAUUUGUUUAACAAUCAAAGUAUCUCAGGUUGGUGAUCAUUUCCUUUACUCCUAUGAUCAUAAUGAAUGAUUCAACAUUAUAACAACAGUAAUGGUAAAGAAAAAAAUUAGAUGCUGAUCACUCUCAGUGUUUUAAAGGGUUAAGGCUGCAUUUACUGUACCAGUAUAUCUAAAAAUACACCUUGUGUAACGUUUCUGGUUUCUCAACAAGCUUGAAGAAUGGUGGGAGGAUGUAGCAUACUUAACACCCAGAUAUCCAUCUGCCCCAAUGGUCAACAUUGGAGGACCGAUACCAGUGACAGACAUAUGGCCAGUCCAAACUGGAGCCCAAGUAACAAGAGCUGCCAUAUUUACCCAUGCAUUCCUUAAAGUUUGGCAAGAGCUUUACAGGUGAGUUAUGUUUCUUUUACAAAAACAAGAUAUUUUUUUCACUGAGCAGUUUUAAUCUUAUUUUCCUAUUUAUUUCAGAGAGGAAAGCCCCAUUGAGAGAAUGGGUUCAAUUCCACUCUGUAUGUUUCAGUUUACGCGACUCUUUUCAUGUUGUAAAGUUCCUGGCAGGGAAAAGGACUCCUUAAGGACUAACUUUGUCACAGGUAAAAACAAAAUCUACUAACUCUUUACACCCUUUCAUCAAUAUACACAUUCUUCAUACUGUUCUCUAUACAUUUUCCUAACAUGCCGACAAGGAGAAUUUGUUUUACAAUCAAGAGACUGUUGAGUUGAUGAUUAUUUUCUGUAUUCUCAUUACCUUAAUGUAUGACUCAGUGAUGAUAUUGUAAGGAGAAAUUAGAUGCUAGUUGCUCUUAAGGGGCAUAGGGGUUGAUUAACAUGAAUCUUAAAGUGAGGGACUGCGAUGGAUUUAGGGUAACAUCAGGCUGCUACACCCCUUGGAAUCAAAUCCAAUUUUAUGCAAUUUUAUUUUCCCCUAUUGUUUAAAAAAAUUAUGACUUGAACUUGUAGCACUGGGUAGAUUAAAAGACCUUUAUGUGACCAAAAUGCUAUCGUUAUGUGUUUUGAAUAUAGUUAAAUUAAAACAAACAUUAUCCAUUUUUUAAGUGAAUUAUAUACUUUUAACUGAUGAUUCUUGCUUAUAGCUCCUCACAGUUCACCCCGUCACAUUAUUGUGCAAGUCAGAGGACGGAUUUUCAGUUGUGUGGUGCUGGAUGAAAAUAUGGAGCUUCUCUCACCAGCAGAAAUUGAAAGGUAAAAUCAGAGAGAGUGUAAGAAACAAUUCCACCACAAUUGUGGUGGCAAGGCAGGGGGGGGGGGAAGGAGUGGGGAGAUGGAUAAUUUCAGUGUGAUUGGAAUUUGAGAAUUCUUUUCACCCAACCUUGCCAACUCUCUAAAGGAUGCAGUAUGACAUGAUUAUUUCAGUUUGGGAGGGGGGUAGGGGUGAAGGGGGUAGGGGUGAAGUGGGGAGUGGGGAUAAUUUGAACUUUUUUGGAAUUUUAAAAACAAUUCUUUCCACUCAACCUUGUGAACUUUCUGAAGGAUGCAGAUUUCAUUUUGGUUUCAGUGUUUCCCCCUAGCUUGGUACUUUUUUAUCUUUUAUUGGUGUUUUUUUAUUCCUUUUUUCUUUCUUUUUUUAAAUUUUUUAUUUGAUUUGUGUGUCAGAUUUAAAUUUUGAAUCUGAAAGAAAAACUAAAUAUAUUAAAGCAAAUCAUUACAUAUGCUUAUAAUGGCAAAAUUCCCUAGAUUACCAAAUGAAUUACAGACUGAAAAUGUGUUUAAAAGUCUGUUGCACUGAAAUUUCUACAAAUUUCUUUUCCCUUUUUUAGACAACUUCAAGAGAUAGGAUCAAUAGCUUUUUCAGAAUCCCAAGGAAUGGGAAUUGGUAGUUUAACAGGAGAAACAAGAGAUACCUGGCAUGAGGUACAAAACCCUUGGAGUUAUAAAAAAUCUCUAAGUGCCUGACUUCUUAGCUCAGGGUUGCCGUUAGUAGGUGACACAUUGGAAUAUUAAUAGUCAAUAGCAAGUGUGAGGUCCUGUGUAGUUGCUAGUUUCAUGUGCUUCUAGAUCAAUGAAUGAGUUGUCAGUAAUUGGAUCUCUUUGUUAUGCGCUAAGGGUUCUGGGAUCACCACGGGGCAAACAACACAAAUUGUUACAAUGAAAUGUAUGUCGAAAAAUUGAUUUGGGUUCCAAAAAAAUGAGUUUUUUUAGAGAAUUCAGUGCUGUUUUGCAGCCGUUUUAUCAGAAAAGGAUUAAAGCAAUGUUGAUACGUGGGAAGUGUAAGUUUUUAUUUAAAUAACAAUGAAUACGCAUACCAGAGGGAUCCGAUUACUGGCAACUCAUUCAUUGAGCUGCAGAGCUGUAUACCUGCUGGGCCAGUAGUUUUGUGUGCUGCUUUAAGAAUUGAGCAGCUGAGCAGUGUACUGGUAAAGUGGCAGCUAAGUGGCUUGAAGUAAUUUUUUUAAUGACACAGCAGAACCACUAAUAUUAGGUUGGAGAGAAAUGGUUAGGAAACCAAAAGAAAACCAUGGGGCAUAGAAUUCUUUUAAAGAUCCUAAAAGUAAUUCACUUACUGUCUACUAUACUAUAUAUUUUGGAUGUUAGUUUGGAGAAGUUGGUAUUAGAUCAACAGAUAAUUCCCUAAUUGAUAUAUUUCUCUAUUCCCAUUACUUAUCUGCUUGAUAUUGUAUUGAUAUAGUUAUGAGAAAUUCUGUCUUGGUCACUCAUGGGAUUUGAAGAGUUUAGUAGUAUAUUACAGGCUGAAGUGAAGUGAUAGCGACAAAAUAGAUAAAAAAUAAUACAAUGAAAAUGAUAAAGAAUACAAAUUGUUGAAUAUUUGAAUACCUGGGCUGGACUUAUUGAAUAACAGAGGGCCUUGAUAGUAAAAUGAAAAAAGUCUAAGUUGGUCCAAUCUGCACUGAUGGACAAAUACUGAUUGCAACUGUUCUCCUGCAUUUAAUCUUCAGCUGCAAGAACGAUUGAAAGCAUUAGACAGCAAUAACCAAAGCAUUCUAGAUACCAUUGAAACAAGUUUGUUUGUUUUGGUACUUGAUGAAAAUGAUCCUGUCACUAAAACUGAGGUAAAAUUUUAAAAUUUCACUUUAAUUCAUAACUCUUAGUUGGUGAGCUAGUGGGAAGUGGUGCAGGAGAGUAAUGAAUGGAUUCAGGAAAUAAAGGUUUGCAUUCAAGCAAUGCAGAGGAAGGUCAUUGUGUUGUUUUGUCUUCUUUGUGUCUCUCUCCACCUAGGGGUGCAGAUUGGUACCACUAAACUCAACCUGAAAUGAAGUUAGGGACAGAGCUACCUUAAAUGGAUUUAUAUUCCAUCCAGGAAUAGUAUCAAAAUUAACACUACUGGUUGUUUUGAUCUUGCUACAGAAACUAGCCACAUGGGUCAGUCUUACAGUCAAGCAGAUUUUUUUUUAAUGGAAUCACCUUUUUACAUUCUAACAUGAUCAGUAUGCAUAUUCUCCAUACUGUUCUCUAUACAUUUCCUAAGGUGCUGACAAGGAGAAUUUGUUUAGCAAUCUUGAGCUUCUCCAGUUGGUGAACAUUUCCAUAUUCUCAUAACCAUAAUGUGUGAUUCAAGGGUGAUAUUAUAAGCCAGGAGAAAUUGGAUGCUGAUCACUCUAAAUGGUUAAAUUACUGCAGCUGAAAUAGUUAAAAAUUUUAUUUUUUAUACCUAAUUAUCCAAAGGGGGGAAAUGGCUUAUUUUUAAUGGACAUUUUUUUGAUUUAGUCUUUGCUGAUAUUGGUUUUUUAUCUGGACAUUCCCAUGACAGGUUUGUAGUCAAGCCAUAACUGGAGAUUGUAGAAACCGUUGGUUUGAUAAGUCAAUGAGUAUUAUUGUCUUCAAAUCUGGCAGACUGGCUACUCACUGUGAUGUAAGUAAUUUGUGUACAAUACUGAAGUAAUCCAAUGUAGCCCUGGUGAAAAACCUCACAGGAUCUUUGAGGAUCUUCAAGGAUUGACAAAGACCUGCCAAAGAUCCUUAAGGACAAGGAUCUUUAAAAGAUCUUUAAAGGAUCUGUAAAAGAUCCUCAAAGAUCUUUGUAAGCAAAAACGUUUGUUAAGAUCCUCAAGGAUUUGAUAAAGAUCCUCAAAGGAUAUUACAAAGAUCCUCAUAAGGAUCCUCACAAAGUUCUUUUCAAGGAUCCUUCAAGAUCCUCAAGGAUUUAGCAAGGAUCUUUCAAAGACCCUCAAAAGAUCCUUUCAAGGAUCCUUUCAAGAUCUUUGUAAGGAUCCUUAAGGAUUUAAUCAGGAUCUUGCAAGGAUCCUAGUCAAGAUCUUUGCAGGAUCUUUUUGAGGAUCUUUCAAGAUCCUCAAGGUCUUAAUGAGGAUCUUUUAAAGACCUUCCAAAGAUCCUUUCAAGGAUCCUAUUAAGAUCUUUGCAAGGAUCCUUAAGGAUUUGAUCAGGAUCUUACAAGGAUCCUACUCAAGAUCUUUGCAAGAUCUUUUCAAGGAUCCUUCAAGAUCCUCAAGGAUUUAAUGAGGAUCUUUUAAAGACCUACAAAAGAUCCUUUCAAGGAUCCUGUAAAGAUCUUUGCCAGGAUCCUUAGGAAUUUGAUCAGGAUCUUACAAGGAUCCUUAAGUCAAGAUCUUUGCAGGAUCUUUUCAAGGAUCCUUCAGGAUCCUCAAGGAUUUAAUGAGGAUCUUUUAAAGACCUUCAAAAGAACCUUUUAGGGAUCCUGCUAAGAUCUUUGCUAAGAUCCUUAAGAAUUUGAUCAAGAGUUACAAGGAUCCUAGUCAAAAUCUUUGCAUGAUCUGUUCUACAAUCCUUCAAGAUCCUCAAGGAAUUGAAAAGGAUCUUCCAAAUAUCGUUAAAAGAUUUAUUUCAUGAUUUUGUACAGCUCUUUAUAUGGAUCCUUUUUGAAUUUGAUGUAGAUCUCAAAGGCAACUUUGUCAAGAUCUCUACCACAUCUCUGCAUUAUGAAUUAGGUUCCUUUGAAAUCCUCAAGUAAUUUCAAACAUAACAAAAUUGUAAAUUGAGGGCACACUGUUUUAUAAUUUAAACACAACAAGGAAUUUUCGCAGAAAAUUAUUGUGCAAUGAGUGUAAUGAAGGUUACCGCAUAGCAACGCCAUGCUCGAGGCUUUCGGGAAACUUUGUGACUACUUACAUGACAACAAAUAGGGUUUUGCAUUAUGGGAUAGGAAUUUAUACGCGCCGAGAUUUUUAACGGUCGCAUAAAAACAUAACAAGCUCGUUGUUACGGCAAAUAUCAUCGACAAUGGUCGGAACUAAAGGAAAAAUGUACACAGAAAUAAAAGUAAAGGAAAGGCGUUUUCUGGAGUUGAGAAACAAGGGAAAAGAGAGACAGAAACAACCGAAAUCGUCAAUCAAACUCCAAGCAGGUCUCUCGAUUGCUCUGACUCUGAGGCUGAAUGAAAAGAAUUCAUUGGUACUUCUGGAAAUAAAAUGAAGAUGCCAUCCUCGCCUAAUGAUUCUUGCUCUGAGCUCUUGGAGAGUGAGGAUGCAAAUGAUGUGCUACAGGGACAAGGAUACAGGCUUAUCGAUCUAGAGAGAUUCUCCUCGACGCUCACUGAAGGACAUGUUUCUGAAGAAGGUGUGAAUUUACUUGGUUCUGUGUAACCAACUUAAAAAGCUCUUUUAGAGGUUGUCAUAUGAAUUCCCGAAAACACUUAUUUUGUACCUCAGGAUGUAUUAGUUCAAUUAAUCUGAAGUUUUCAGGGCUGUAUCCUCUUACUGAGUUGAGUUGGAUAAGCUGACAGUUUCUCUAUAAGCUGAAUUUUAAGUAAGAUAUUGUGGAAUAACUCACCCAAUAAUCUCGGUGAACUUUGAACGGGCACUGUGCCCAUAAUAUAAACGACUCCAAAAGUUCCUCAGCUCAUCCAAAAGAACGACCCUAGUACUUUGUUUUGACACUAAAAACACUUGAUUUCAUGCAAUCUUUGUGCAGUUAUCUUUUCUCAAGUAUACCUAGGUUUUUCACACCAUGUGGUGGACAAAUUGAUCCGAUGUCAAAUAACAAAUUAGUUUAGGGCAACAUAUUAGUUAUAUUCAGUAUGUGUGAUUCCUAAGCUUUCCUUUGCUAUAUAGGUUAAUAUGGUUCAGAAAUAUAGUCAUUGAAGUACUCUUGUUUGCCUUUUUUUCAUGUUUACCCCCUCUGUAAGAGUAGUCUGAGUCUGGUCAUAGUCUAGUCCUAGACAAGUUUAACACAUAUAUUUUGGUCUUCUUAUCUUUGAGCUGGACUGUUGCCAGAUUUUUUGGAAAAUGAAAAUCUUAAUACUAACCUAAAGUCUGAACAGAAAUAGUGUAGAAGUAGUCCUACUAGAAGAGGAUAGGUAAUUCUCGUUUAGCAAUAAAAAAAGUUUUAUCUUCAUUUUUUUAUGUUUGGUUCAAUUUUUCUUUUUAACUUAGUAUGAGAAUUUAAGUAUGCUUAUUUUCUUGUCAAAAUUUCGAAGGUUCUAUAACAUUCUUGCUAAGAUCUUCAAUGAUCUUCCAUUUUCUUGCCAGGAUCUUCAAGGUUCACUGACAUUCUUGUCAAGAUCUUUAAGGAUCUUCAAAUCUCUUGCAAAGAUCUUUAAUUUGGCUGUCAAAAUCUUCAAGGAUCUUUCUUUUUUUUGCCAAGAUCUUCAAAGAUCUUUCAAUUUAUUGCCAAGAUCUUUAAGGGUCUUUUAUUUUCUUUCCAAGAUCUUUAAGGAUCUUCAAAAUUUUCAAAAAGAUCCUUGAAGAUCUUGGCAAGAAAAUGAGAGAUGCUCAAAGAUCUUAACAAGAAUUUGGAAGAUCCUCAAAGAAUUUUCAAAGAUCUUUAAAGGAUCUUCAAAGUUCAUGUAAAGAUCUUUGAAGAUCCAGACAAGAUCUUUAAGGAUCUUGACAGGAAAAUGAAAGAUCCUUAAAGAUCUUGGCAAGAAAGUCAAAGAUCCUCAAAGAUCUUGGCAAGAAAAUCAAAGAUCCUUGAAGAUCUUGGCAAGAAAAUCAAAGAUCCUUGAAGAUCUUGGCAAGAAAAUCAAAGAUCCUUGAAGAUCUUGGCAAGAAAAUCAAAGAUCCUUGAAGAUCUUGGCAAGAAAAUCAAAGAUCCUUGAAGAUCUUGGCAAGAAAAUGAAGGAUCCUUGAAGAUCUUAACAAGAAUUUUGAAGAUCCUCAUGAAGAUCCUCAAGAGGAUCCUCAAAGGUCCUCAUGAAGAUCUUGUAAGAUCCUUAAAGAUCCUUGAAAGAUUUUCACCAGGGAGAAGCAAAUAUGAAUUUGACUUGCUAAAACAGAAUUGAAAAUUGUGCAAACCAGGGUUCCCAUCAUAAGACAGAUCCUUGUUGCCAGUACCAUGAGACAUAACCUUUCUUCCCUCACACUAGACUUCAUGAAGUUUGCUUCCAUUUAUUUCUUUUGUGUGUUGACAAUCCUUGAGCUGCUUUUGUUCUGAUUCUCUUCCCUUAAGGAAACUGAAUGAAGGGCCUUUGAAAGCUGGGGGGGAUGGGGGGGGCAUUUGAUUUGUGUUUCAAAGCUCUAACACAGGUUAUUAAAGACCUUAUGAAUUUCUGAAUGUCUCAAACUAUUUUGGCCAUCAUUUAAACAACUGUUCUGUUAUGUUUCAGCACACUCCAUUUGAUGGUGUUGUGGAAAUAAACUCUAUCAUUUUGGCAAUAAAAUAUCUGAAAGAAAAAGGUGGAGAGUGGAAGGUUUGUUAAAUAUAAAAUUUGAUUAUGAAUGUUUAGCCUGCAGUUGGUCUUUAUUCUGUUUAUAAUUUUAAAACCUGUUUGAAUAUUCUUGUAGUUGACAGUCACCCUUCAAAUCUUUCACUCUUGAUGUGUAAGAGCUAACUCUGUCUUCCAGGAGGCCUUGACCGUCUUUGUUGGCUAUACAUGUACAUGUAUGUGCCUGACAAUUGGGAGUUGCAUCACGACGAUAUCGCUUACAAUGUUGUUGACAAGUUUUGUAAUUCUCACAACUUGUCUUCUUGUCUGUGAAUCAAAAAAGUUAGGAGAAUUGAGAUAAUUAUCACUCCUGGGGAGGGGGGGUGGGGUCAAAAAAAAGCUCACUAUAUCUCACUGACGAAUAGAUUCCAUUUUGCCGCGCGUCAGUUCGGUGAUGACGUUAACCCUUUACACCUUAACAUCAGUAUCUAUAUUCUCCAUACUCGUCUCUUCGCGUUUCUUUUGGUCUGGAUAAGGAGAAUUUGUUCUACAAUUGAAGCAUCUUAGAUUGGCGAUCAUUUCCUUUAUUCUCGUGAUAUUAAUGAAUGAUUUAGGAGAAUUACUGCAAGGAGAAUUUGGACACUGGUCACUACUAAGGUUAAAAUGUGGUGAGAACGAAAGAGUGGCACACAAGGCGCAGAUGAGUGUGUCACCGAUGUUUUUAUCACAUUUUGACGUCAUCUAGAUCUAAUAGUGAACAGACCACGGCAACAUUCAUGAAUAAUGUAUUUGUUGGAUAUGAUAACGAUGCAAAAGAAUGGUAACGGUGACUUCAUCUGUGCGUCUGUCCUCCGAUAGAUCAUAAGAAAGAACCGAUCAAAUUGCGUGCGUAAUCAAAUUGCGAGUAUGUGAACAAAAUUACAUGCAUUUUUAUUUGAUCAGGGAAAUCCAGAAGUGAAGAACUAUUAUAAACCCCAAGAACUGGUUUUUAAAGUUGAUGAUGGUAUUAACCGAGCAGUAGAUCUGGCCGUUCAAAAAUAUCAGGAAGCGGUGGGUAAAUCUAUUUUUUUGUAUCAAAUGCACAGUUUCGUGUUUUGAUAAUGGAGUUGUUAGAAAUGGAUAAGUUUGUUGAGGAGAUCAUGUUGAAGGGAAGUACAUUACCUUUUGAAAAUACCUCAGCCGUCUAUCGGCCAACUGUCCGUUGUUUUUCGGCCGACUGUUGGUUUUUUGUCGGCCAACUGUCGGUCGUUUGUCGGCCAACUGUCCCUCUUCUGUCGGCUGACUGUUGGCCGGCGCUUGGCAGCCGACUGUUGAUCGUUUUUCGGCUAUGACCCAAGAAUUUAUCAAUGGAUGAAUGGGAGCUGUUCCUCAAAAUCCCAAAAAAAUCACGCAAAACAAAAAUUACAACCCACUUUUUCUAUGUCCAACUUUUUCACUCGGUAGGCUGACGAUGUAAAUAUCACUGUGCAUUCAUCACGGGAAUAUGGAAAAGGUUUUAUUAAGCCUUACAAGAUUCACCCAGACACGUUUGUACAAUUGGCAAUUCAACUGGCGUAUUACAGGCUACAUCGCAAGUAAGUACGUGUGUUGGAGCUACUGUUUUGAUGUUUGUUUUUGUUCUCGUUUGCAACUAAUCAUUGAACUUUGUUAUUCUUUAGACCUGCGCCCACUUAUGAAACAGGUCAGACUCGACAAUUUUAUCACGGACGGACAGAAACAGUGAGUUUCCUGUAAAAUGUGUUUCUAUUCAACAACUUAGUUGUCAUUCCUUUUUAUUUAAUUAAGUCUUUUGAUGAGCAAAUGGUAUUGGUUUUAUAAGAAGCCGCAAAGGAAGUAAUUUUCAUAUUCAGUUCUACGCCCCGGAUCAAAUAGGUUGAUGUCCUGUCAAUAAAUUGCAAAAUCAAUACCACAGCGGGCUGACUCCCAGUCAAAAACGUCAAAGGUGAUAGUUAUUUGUACACUUGGCAAAAAAUCCCGGAACAAGCCUCCUCUGCAACCUUGACGUUUUCAAAGCGAGGAUAAUUUGGUCUUAUCAGCUGAGUUGUUGGUGUAAAUUGGCCACCGUAGAGAGUUUCAGAAGCUAACGUUUAGAGCGUUAGCCCUUCGCCAUUUUCUAUGAAGGAGAGCUAACGCUUGAAUCAUCAACUUUAGAAACUCGUCACCGUGACCAAUUUACAUUUUUAAUUCAAUUGAUUAAACCAAAUAUCUCGUAACACUCCAUAUCGACGCAGCACCACAUUUUAUUUUGUAGAAAGCUACCCCUUGUUGUCAAAGUGACCAGCUUUGUUAGUUAGUGGGGGGAAUUAAAAAAAAAUGAAUUGUAAAAAAUUUCCUCCUUUGAUUUUUUGUUUCAGAUUCGUUCAUGUACCAUGGAAUCAGUGGCCUGGUGUAAAGCAAUGUUCGAUGGCAAUGCUGAUGUAAGGGACUUUUCAACAAUUUGAGUCAGUAAAGAUCACGUAAUUCGAGUUAGCUUAGGCCUCAAUGUUCUUGAUGAUAGAUUUAUAAGCCAUUUAAUGUCUCUUUCACCCUUUUACGCCCCAGUAUCAAUAUCCAUAUUCUCCAUACAGUUGUCUACACAUUUCUAAGGUGCCGACAAAGAGAAUUUGUGUAACAAUCAAGAGGUUCUUUAACUGUUGCUCAUUGCUUUUAUUCUCGUGUCGUUAAUGUUUGAUUCACGGGCAAUAUCAUUGAUUGUAGGGAGAAAUUAGCUUCUUGUCACUCUUAGGGGACAAAGUGGAAAGGGAAAUUGAAUUAGAAAUUAUAGUCGUCUUUUGCUCUCGUAUUUUUUCAGAAGUCGACGAAAAUGCGGCUGUUUCGUGAAGCUUACACGAGUCACGAUUCACUCAUGAGAGACGCGGUCAAUGGCCAAGGUACGAUCACUAACUCUUGAACAAUUCAUGUUUCUGUCACAGAGUCUCCCUGAAAGGGUAAUGAAAAAUCAGAAUUGCAAAAUUGAAGAAUAAUUUAGCAAUUAACAGUUCCUCUUCUUUUCCCGUUCAGGAAUUGAUCGUCAUUUACUGGGGCUUCAGUUAAUAGCUGCCUCCGAAGGUAAUGUGGCGAUUUUAGUUCAUUACAAAAACGACUCAAAUGAUCUUUGUCUGACUAUUUUCCAUCCUGUGAAUGGCACAUUGACUAAUGUCGAAAAAUUCGUUUCUCGCGUAAAACCAAGAAAGAAUGCGUAGCAAGGGUGUGAAGAAAAAACUUAAAGUUUUCAACAUAAGCAAACCGUGGCAAAGUUCCCCUGCUAUAUCUCAUCAGAAACGGAAAUAUGUCUUUCUUAGAAUUUAUUUUCGGUUUGUGAGCCCUAAAGUCGAACGGCAUUAAAAUUUUGGCGUUUCCUUGUGAUACGUUUGAGUCUAAUACUGGACUUCAACCGAAAUUACGUCUGGGUUUGUUAGCUUGUCAAAGAAACUACAACUGUCAAAGAAACCCAACACUGUGUAGGGGCCUGGGCCUCGAAGAUGCCUCAAUUACGCACGCGCAGGUUAAAAGUAACCCCGAUCUACCAUAUCCGUGCGAUCUAGAUAUAAAACUAGUCAUUGUGGCUAAAGCGUUUCAAUUAAGACCGUACUUACUAGGAUCAUUUCUAUAGUACGCGUCCCGUCUUUGUAUCCCAACAAAGACAACACCAUCAACCGUGAUGACGAUGCGUAGCGUUCACCUCUGAGCGCGAAGCACGUCGCCGAUUUUGUCUUCACGGCAAUCGGUCGGCGACGAUUGAUGACCGUUCCCUUUACUCCAUUAGUGAGGACUGGGAGGAGGUGAUCGCAUUCAGAGCGGUUGAUAUUCUUACAUUAAUAAAUCUAAUGAAAGUAACUAUUUCUAACUUAGUGAUGCCGUAUAGUGAACCUUCCUACGUAAGCAAUUGGUAGAGGGUGCACUAUGUGGCACCUUCAUCGCGAUAUCUGUAUUAGAACUACACUUUCAUGUCAACAAAAACAAUUUUCUUCGCUUUGCUGUUCAGAACUUCGAAUGACGGACCUAAAAUAUAGGAGAGAGCCAUAACAAGGUUUUCCUUGCCGAUGGACUGUUUUAGUUUUGAAAGAUGUGUUUAUUUAUUGCGAAAUGUUAAUAAAUGCGUGACAUCUAAACCCAUGUGUUUCCGUUGUUCUUUCUGAAAUAUAUUCGUGAUAAAAAUGGAAUGAAUACCCUAGAUCCAAACAUAUUUCGUUUUCUAAUACAUCAUAAAUAUUUGCCAAUAGUUUUGUAACAGUUUUAGCUAAGAAGCCGUCGCAGUAUUCAAGUGUCGUUUCUUCGACCUUUUGUAACCACAAUUAUGCAAAUCAAUACAUUUUAAUGGCAACUGGUGUGUCAACUGAACAAUAGUGAUUGCGUUGCGUUACCAGUCAUCCAUGACACCCACCCGACGUCGUGAAUGUUGAAAUGUUUCUUUCCUUUUCUCUUGUUUCUCUCUCUAGGUUUUUACUUACUCUUUUUUUAUCUGAAAAUAAUUUUUAUUCCAAGUGUCCAAACAGAAUAUUUUUCUUUUUUUUUCUCUGUUAGAUUAAAGAUAAAAUUACUGCUGAUUCUUGAGUCCGAUCAUCUGUCACGCAUGUCUAUCGUAUAUUUUGUAUGAAUUGCAGAUACGUGAACUAAAUUGUAGCGUCUGGCAAUUCGUGAUUCGAUAUCUUAAGUAUUUUUUUAAAUUAUUUUUUGUUACCCAGGAUUGCCAACACCGGCUAUCUACACAGAUAAAGCGUGGACGGCGAGGUAUUUAUUUCCUGUACUAUAAUAGUGAAAUAUACUAAGUGCAAUACUCGCGCGCAUUUGGUUGGUCAAUUUAUUUAUGCGUGCCUAGGUACUCUUGUCUCACACUAUUUUCGCUUUCAUGUCUCGUCUUGUAGCGCAUAUUGAUUGAAAAUCGUAGAGUUCGAACAAAGUUAACAAAACCGCCAAUAAAAACAAGUAAUAGAAUGGCGACUUUGAGAAACCGAAAAGUUCUUUCGGGGAAACAGGGAAACCGCCUGGAGCGCGGGAAAGUGUGUCUGAUUAGUUUAAGGUUUGGAUCUGAUUGGUUUACGAUUCUUUCUUCUUCGACCAAUCACAAGGCAAAAUGAAGUAAAACUCCUUGACACUCAAUUGAAAAUUGGCCCAAUAAAAACUUGGAACUACGUCUUUCAUUCUUUAAUCCCGGUUUCCUUCGUGGUGUUUUGCAGCGGUGGUGGUGGCAACUUCGUCCUGUCGACAAGUUGUGUAGGAUUUUCUUCAAUACUUGGUGGCUGCGCUGCAAUGGUGAAAGACGGGUAUGGAGCAUUCUAUAGCAUCGAGGACAACAGGUGAGUUAUUCUGGUUCAAAGAACUAUGCCACAGUCACUUGAGUGUUAAAUUAGUCUUCCUUUCAAAUGUUCAAACCAACGAGUCAAAGAUAUGAUGAAAGGGUGCGAACGAACAAACGAACUGGUGAGCUGUUAAAUGAACGAGCGACGGAGCGAAUAAACGAAAAGGUGAUCGGAAUAACAAACGAGCAAACAAGCGAACGAGAGAUCGAAAGAACGAACGAGCAAACGAGCGAAUCAACGAAAAAGCGAAUGAAACAACAAACGAGCGAACAAGUGAACGAAAGAUCGAAAGCACGAACGAGCGAACGAGCGAACGAGCGAAUAAACGAACGAAAGAACAAACGAUCGAACGAAAGAUCGAAAGAACGAACGAACGAGCGAACGAAAGAUCGGAAGAUCGAACGCACGAGCGUGCGAACGCACAAAGGAGCGAAUGAACGAAAAAGGGAAAAAAAUAGCAAGAGAGCAAACGAACGAACGCGAAACUUAAGAACGAAAGGAAAAAAAUAUAGACACGAAUGCAAAAAAAGAAAAAGAAAGGUCGAAGUAGCGACCUAAAGAGAACGAGCGGGCGAGUUAAUCGAAAUAUAUUUUAGAAGGAUUUAUCAACAGAACGAGUUUAGGACCUUUGCCAUGCUAUGUCCUCGUUGCUUCUCUGUUUGUCGAGCUAGGCAAUCGGAUUGAAUCCCCUUGCUGCCAAUAAAUGGUGAGUUAACUACUCAAUUUUCCCGUCCCAGGCAAAAGUGUUUUUCACGGUCUCUUGCUGCCAGAGCUCCUGAAUGUUAAUUGUGGCUUUUUGCUUCUUCCUUUCAGAAUUAACUUUUUUAUUGCGACGUUUACAACCUCUGAGGUUACGGAUGCCAAAAAGUUCCAGCAUUCACUUGACGAGAGUUUCCGAGACAUGAAACAUCUCUUACUGACAUCUAGGCUGUAAGACGAAGAGCACUCUUUUAACCCUUUCACUCUCAUGAGAGACCAAGAUAGAAUUUCUCCUCACAAUAUCAAUACAUUAUCAAGCAAACAAAUAAUGAGAAUAAAGAAAAAUAUCAGUUAGGGAUUACUAGUUGAUCCAAUACCAAAUUCUCUUACUAACAUCUUAAGAAUUGUAUGGCAGACAGUAAGGAGAAUUAGUCAUGAGGUCGUGGCAGUGAAAAGGUUAACUGAGAUAUCUCUAUAAGGUCUUGCGCUUGCGUGUGUUGAAAAUCAUUAACGAAGUGAUAAAUGAUUAAAGAAGGUAGAAGUUCGACUUACAUUCCCAGGCACUAUCGACUCUUCCCUUGGUUUACCUCCAAGUGCUCAGAACUGAUUAAACCGUAACCUCUCCUCACAAUAUCAAUACAUUAUGCAGCGUAAAGGUGACGAGAAUGUAUACGCUUGUCAGCUAGGGAAUGUUGUUUUGAUGAAUAUAAUACCAAGUUCUCGUAACUAUUUACGAAAAAACUCUGUUAGAUAAAAGAAAGAAUUACUUAUCAGAUCCUGGGAGGUGAAGGGACGCGACAAGGCGAUCAUGAUAUUCAACAACGAGUUUUCAAGCAAUGGCGCAUUAUUAUUAUUUUUUUAACUUACUUUACAGGGUGGAUUUGUACCCCAAUUUAUCAGUUCAAAAUAAGUUGAGAACGUGUUAUAAGGGAACGUGUGCACUAAAAAUUGUAAUUCGUUUGAGAAGGGUUAUUUUAAGAUGUUGUAAGAGUUAUGUCGAACAAGAAACACUUCCAAAGACAUGUAAGAAAUUACUUCUAAUAUAUGCUCCUGUAUAAAGUUUCAGUGGUUUUAAAGGAACAACAACCUCUAUAUUCUGACCGUAAUUGAAAAUAUUAUUGAAUAAAAUUGCAUACACACC